Cucumis melo (muskmelon) is the source of this 1897-nucleotide messenger RNA. RefSeq names its product myrcene synthase, chloroplastic-like. Gene Ontology annotation, molecular function: terpene synthase activity; magnesium ion binding. Lineage: Eukaryota; Viridiplantae; Streptophyta; Magnoliopsida; Cucurbitales; Cucurbitaceae. Bases 12 to 1556 code for a protein of 514 amino acids. Gene Ontology annotation, biological process: diterpenoid biosynthetic process. The record is from RefSeq and is a predicted model, not a curated record. The transcript is spliced from 6 exons.
AUCAAAGGAAUAUGCUAAUAAGAAGAGUGAAAAUGAUGCUCAAUGAAGAAUUAUUAGUUGGUGAUAAUUUGAAAGGAUUGGAGGUUGUUGAUGAAUUGCAAAGGUUGGGAAUCUCAUAUCACUUUCAAAUGGAAAUAAAUCAAAUGUUAGAGAUUAUCAAUGAAAGAUUCAACAAUGGAGAAGAAGGUUUAGAAUGGAAUAACAACAGAAGUUUAUAUGCCACAUCUCUUCAUUUUAGAAUUUUAAGGCAACAUGGCUAUCACAUCCCUCAAGAGGUAUUUGACGGGUUUAAGGAUGAACUAGAAAAUAUGGAUAGUGAUAUUUGUGAUGAGAAAGCUAAAGAUAUGUUAUCAUUGUACGAAGCUUCCUUCUUGUCAAUGGAAGGUGAAAGCUUUUUGGAUGAACUGAGGCACUUUGUCGUUCAACAUCUUUCAAAAUACCUUGAAUCAAAUGGUGAUGAAAUAGUUUGUACUAUGAUAAGCCACGCUCUUGAACUCCCACUUCAUUGGAGAAUGCCAAGAUUGGAGGCUAGAUGGUUUAUCGAUGUGUACCGAACAAAACCCGACUCAAAUCUAGUGUUGUUGGAUUUAGCCAAGUUAGAUUUCAACGUUGUCCAAUCCAUACAUCAAGAUGACCUCAAAUAUGCUGCUAGGUGGUGGAAGAGUACAGGGCUUGCAGAAAAACUAGAGUUUGCAAGGGAUAGACUAAUGGCUAAUUUCUUUUGCUCUGUGGGAAUGGGAUUUGAACCUCAUCUUGGAUGUUUUAGAAGAAUGACCACAAAAGUUACUUCAUUAAUAACAAUAAUUGAUGAUGUUUAUGAUGUCUAUGGAACUUUGGACGAGCUCGAACUCUUUACCGAUGUCGUUGAGAGAUGGGAUAUUGCAGCAAUUGAUCGCUUGCCUAAAUACAUGAGAUUAUGUUUUAUUACUCUCCACAACACCAUCAACGAUAUGGCUUUCAAACUACUCAAUGAUCAUGAAGUCAAUGUCAUUCAUUAUUUAAAAAAAAUGUGGAUAGAUUUAUGCAAAGCAUUUUUGAUAGAAGCAAGGUGGUAUUACACAAAUUACAUACCAACAUUUCAAGAGUAUUUAGAGAAUGCUUGGAUUUCGGUAUCUGCAUCUCUUCUUCUUGUUCAUGCUUAUGUCUUUGCCACAAACUCAUUGACAAUUGAGGCUUUGGAAUGCUUGCAACAUUAUCCUUAUAUUAUUCAACAUUCAUCCAUCAUAUUUCGUCUUGCCAAUGAUUUAGCUUCAUCAUCGGAGGAAGCAAAGAGAGGAGAGGUCGCUAAUUCUAUACAAUGUUACAUGAAUGACACGGGUGUAUCAAAACAAGAAGCAAGACAAUACAUAAAGGAUUUGAUUAUGGAAUCGUGGAAAAAAAUGAAUGAAGAAGUUCAAGCUUUGAAUAAUUCACCAUUAUUCUGUAAGGGUUUCAUUGAAAUUGUUUUAAAUCUGGCUAGAAUUUCUCAUACUAUCUACCAACAUAGAGAUGGGCACACUAUCGAAGAUCGUGAGACUAAGAAUCGUGUAUUAUCUUUAUUUAUCAAGGCCGCUUAACAGAAAUUAAAGAGGACACGUAUUCUGUUAAGUGACAUAGUAUCCAUGAAACACCAACUUCAGAAUCACUUGUUUGUUCCCUUCCUCCCAACAAGUCCAAAGUAAUAUUAGUGGCAAAGACAACUUAAUCCAAAUGAUAAACAAGAGACUCUGAGUGAACAGAAAUCAUUUCUAUGAUGGUGAAGGCCAAGAAGAAGAAGAAGAAGAAGAGAAAGAAAAGACAUUCAAGCUAUAUGUUAAGUUACUGCAUUUUAUUUAUUUGUCAAAACUUAUUGUCUGAUAAGCAGUUGCAAAAGAGUGAAUAUACUACAGGGGAAGCCAAAAAGAGGGUCGAUGUAUCU